Molecule: messenger RNA, 2886 nt
Organism: Megalops cyprinoides (Indo-Pacific tarpon)
Lineage: Eukaryota; Metazoa; Chordata; Actinopteri; Elopiformes; Megalopidae
Gene: usp22
Product: ubiquitin specific peptidase 22
Exons: 13
Coding region: 892-2415 (507 amino acids)
Biological process (GO): protein deubiquitination
Molecular function (GO): zinc ion binding; cysteine-type deubiquitinase activity
Source: RefSeq, a predicted model, not a curated record
UUGUCGGUACUUCAGCGGAAUUUCGAAACCUGCUUUAACAUUAGAGGUAAACCGCGCAGUGUGGCGCAGGAAGUGGCGGAGAAGCACGCUGCUCCGCCCGGUAGAUGCCCACGGAAAGCACGGUCGGAAGUGACGCAACGCAGCGCAUCGCAUAAGCAAGUUGCCAGGCGCUGGCGCAUCCAGCGCAUCACCGUGCGGUCUGCAGUGAGACAGACCUCUAACAGCGUGUUUGAUCAGCUGUGUCCAGCGUCAGCCUGACAUCCACCGCGCGUUUCAGCCGAGAUCCCUCGCUGCCCGAAACAGCUCUGAACUUCCCAGGAAGCGCAGCGCACUUUUUUUGACUGACAUAACCAUCAGGACGCCAGAGGCCUCGGCUGCCGCUGCCUGCGUAACCAAUAGGAGCCUGCAGACAGGUGGAAACGCCUUUUCAUUUUGAUGGACGUUUCGUAUUACCAAUCGAAACUGUAGGUAUUUAACACAGGGGUGGAGCUUUGGUGAGAAAUGACAUCUAGGGGAGCCAACCUGCGCCGUCACUCACCUGCGCUGGCCUAUCGGUACAGGUAGAGGGCGGGUCUUUCGCUGCUCGCCGUGUUCCGCUGAAUUCCAUUGCCGACCAUUAAAAGAAUUGGGAGUAGAAGACUACUUCUGAAGUGGACGUGCCAGAGCAACGAGACAACCGAGGAUAUACGCACAGCCAGACAUCCUACAAAUAAGCAACAACACCACAGAUUAUCUGCUUCGCUCUCCCCCCGUUUGCUCGCUGGACUUCGCAGCGGCUUGCCUCCUUAGCAAGCCACCUAGAAUCGGACCAAUUGCUGGAUAAUUUUUUUGCGUCUCGGACACGUUUCAUCGUUUUAAAGAAAAAACAAUAAACUGAAUGUGGUUUCUGUCAUGAGUCCGGCCGGGUGCUCCCAUGUGAACGGUUUUAAGGUGGAAAACUGGAAGCAGAACCUGCGAGUCAUAUAUCAGUGCUUUGUGUGGAGCGGGACAGCUGAAACCAGGAAACGCAAGGCCAAGUCGUGUAUCUGUCACAUGUGCGGCGCCCACCUGAACCGGCUGCACUCCUGUUUGCACUGCGUCUUCUUCGGCUGCUUCACCAAGAAGCACAUCCACGAGCACGCCAAAAACAAGCGCCACAACCUGGCUAUAGACCUAUUAUAUGGUGGGAUUUAUUGUUUUGUGUGCCAAGACUACAUAUACGACAAAGACAUGGAACAGAUUGCCAAAGACGAACAAAGAAAAGCCUGGAAAUUGCAAGGUAUAGGAGAGAAGUAUUCCACAUGGGAGCCCACCAAAAGAGAGCUGGAGUUACUACGGCAUAACCCUAAACGCCGAAAAAUCACCACAAACUGCACCAUCGGUUUGCGGGGCUUGAUAAACUUGGGGAAUACGUGCUUCAUGAACUGCAUCGUCCAGGCGCUCACACACACGCCCCUCCUGCGAGACUUCUUCCUGUCCGACCGACACAAGUGCGAGAUGCAAUCCAACUCCUGCCUGGUGUGCGAGAUGUCACAGCUCUUUCAGGAGUUUUACUCCGGCCACCGCUCUCCUCACAUUCCCUUUCGGCUGCUGCACCUGGUGUGGACGCACGCGCGCCACCUGGCCGGCUACGAGCAGCAGGACGCCCACGAGUUCCUGAUCGCCGCGCUCGACGUCCUCCAUCGCCACUGCAAAGGCGAUGACAACGGAAAGAAGGCCAACAAUCCCAACCACUGCAACUGCAUCAUCGACCAAAUCUUCACUGGAGGCCUACAGUCUGACGUCACCUGCCAAGUCUGCCAGGGCGUGUCCACCACUAUCGACCCGUUCUGGGACAUCAGCCUGGAUCUGCCAGGCUCUUCUACGCCCUUCUGGCCCCUGAGUCCCGGGACAGACGGCAGCACCGUCAACGGAGAGAGUCAUGUGACCGGACCAACCACGCUCACAGACUGUCUGCGAAGGUUUACUCGGCCUGAACAUCUCGGAAGCAGUGCCAAGAUCAAGUGCAGCGGUUGCCAUAGUUACCAGGAGUCCACCAAACAGCUGACAAUGAAGAAGCUGCCCAUCGUGGCCUGUUUCCAUCUGAAAAGGUUUGAGCACUCUGCUAAGCUAAGGAGGAAGAUCAGUACGUAUGUCUCCUUCCCCCUGGAGCUGGACAUGACCCCCUUCAUGGCCUCCAGUAAAGACAGCCGGAUGAACGGACAGUACCAGCAGCCAGUGGACACCUUAAACAAUGACAAUAAGUAUUCCCUGUUUGCGGUUGUCAAUCACCAGGGCACCCUGGAGAGCGGUCACUACACCACCUUCAUCCGCCAGCACAGGGACCAGUGGUUCAAGUGUGACGACGCCAUCAUCACCAAGGCCAGCAUCACGGACGUGCUGGACAGCGAAGGGUACCUGCUGUUUUAUCAUAAGCAGUUCCUAGAGUAUGAGUAGCCUUCAGCCGCGUCAGAGACGACACAGAAACAACAUCUACAGCUCGAUGAAAAAGUGAAAACGACACACAACCUACCUGAAAACUCACUAUCAAUGAAAAUUAAGACAAACGUGAAAAACCUAAUCAUGCAAAAAAUGAAAAUCAGCACUGAGCUCCCAGGAUCGACUGGACAUACGGGGACCGCCGGAGGAAGUGACCUCACAGGAAGGGGUGGGGCGAGGGAGGCUGCUCCACAGCUUCACUAAAGGAGGAGGAAGAGGAGGAAGAGGAAGAGGCCCUGCUUUCACCUUCCUCAGAGCGGAGAGACAGAGGGACAGGCAGACAGCAGGGGUGUGCAGCACAUCUCAUUGGCUGUUCUCAUUCUCACCCCGCCCCCCUCCCCGAGUGAGCUGGCAUUAAGAGUCCUGACGGGGGAGGACUUUUUUGUUUUUAUGUUUUUUCUUUUUCUUCUCUUGUUUCCUUCAUAUGCA